This is a messenger RNA of Sardina pilchardus (European sardine), 1143 nucleotides long. RefSeq names its product myc target 1a (gene myct1a). The record is from RefSeq and is a predicted model, not a curated record. Bases 354 to 941 code for a protein of 195 amino acids. Gene Ontology annotation, cellular component: nucleoplasm. The transcript is spliced from 2 exons. NCBI's taxonomy places the organism in Eukaryota, Metazoa, Chordata, Actinopteri, Clupeiformes, Clupeidae.
CUUGGAGAGAAUCCUGUGGACCGCAGGGACCGACACAGACAGAGAGAGAGAGAGAGAGAGAGAGAGAGAGAGAGAGAGAGAGGAAAAGGAAAAGGAAAAGAAGGAAGGGAGGGAAUCCAGAGAGAGGGAGCGGUGGAGAAACUUACUCACAAAAGCAGAGAGUGAUAUUGAUGUAGAGACUGAGAAGAGAGUGAGAAGCAGGAGAGAGAUUGAUGAAGAGCGUGAGAUUAAUGAAGAGUGUGAGAUUGAUGAAGAGUGUGAGAUUGAUGAAGAGUAUGAGAUUGAUGAAGAGUGUCUGAAGAAGCGUCUGGAGACGGAACACUGGAGGCCUGAGAUUGCGUCCAUAGGGCACCAUGGCUGACAACAGCACUCAUCCCAUCAUGGACCUGCUGCACUCGUUUGAUCUCCGGGACCUGCUGCUGGCGUUCUGCAUGUCGAUGGUGGUGGGGCUGCUGCUGGGUGCGCUGGUGUACACGCUGAUGACCUGGGUGUCCCGGCGCCGCGCCUCGGCCAGCAUCACGCGCCGCCCCAGUCGCCCGAGUCGCUCCGCCGCCCGCUCGGCCUCGCCCCGCUCUCGCCAGGGGUUCCACCGCAGCAGCAGCGGCUACGAUCGCCGUAGCAACAACAGCCUGGCCAGCGCCGCGUUCAGCUUCCACCGCCAAGGCUCCGCCCCCGAGCAGCCGGACCCCCUCGGCCACAAGAGCGGCGUGCGCACCUCCACCUUCCACCCGCUGCUGCAGGUCAGCCAGACCGCACGCGAGACCCCCCCCCUCACGCCCCCCCCCACCAACGCCGGCUCCGCCUCCACCCCCCCCAGAGCCAACAAGCCCCGCCCAGACUCAUUCUGGGGAAACAGCAGCGUCAGAGGCCCCCACACCUCCCCCACCCCCCCGCCCGCCUACGAGAGUGUUAUACGUGCCUACCAGGAGACCUGCACCUGACACCCCCCCCACGACACCGUCAUGCGCACCUACCAGAAGACCUGACCCCCCCACGACACCGUCAUACGCACCUGUGAGACCUAACCCCCCCCCCCCACCGUCAUACGCAACUGUCAUAGACAGGAGACCUAACCCCUCCCCACGACACCAUCAUACGCACCUGUGAAACUGUCAUAGGCAGGAGACCUACACCCCCCCCCCC